AGUAAAUGAAUGACAAUGAAGCACAUGCAGAUUUUUGUGACAGGACUAAUCUAACUCUUUUCACUUGUUGGUCUUGCUUGUUGGGUGUUCCUCUUUUUGUUGGUAGCUGUUUCAAAAACAAGAGAAGCGGCUUUAGCUUUUUUCAAUGCAAAGUGCGGAGACGGGUGUCUUUUGGGAAUAUAAAUUAGAAAACAAAAAUCGGCAGAAAGCCGAAAUCCAAGAGGAUUAUGACUCCAUCGCAGAGAACUCGCCCUAUGUCUCACGUUCAGAAGAUUUUCUUUUCUAUAUCGCUAAUCGGAAUCGAAUUCGACUUCGAAUGCGUCGUUUCUCGUCUGGGUUCACACACAGAGAAAUCAGGAGCUUGUUAUUCUCAAGCCGGCAGAGAAAACGAGAUCUUGUCAAAGAUGAGCUGCUAGGUGACACUCCUCCUCACCCAGCUGGAGAGCCUAUCAAAUGGAUACACAAAUCGUCGCACAGAUCUCGCAAAAAGAGCUGCCCGCUUGAGGCGAGAACGCGAGCGUUGGCACCCAAAUCAACAACCAACGAUUGUGUUCUUUGGCUCCAGCAGAAUGCCGCAUUUCCCGGGAUGGGCCCCGAUCCCCCAUUUGGGACUUAUUAAAAAAUUGGCUUCACACAUGCUGCUGAUACUGACGGACGAGUACAACACUUCUCAAGUUCACGCAGGGUGUCAGCAACGGCUAACAAGUAUUCCAUAUGACGAGGAGGU
Molecule: messenger RNA, 727 nt
Organism: Zychaea mexicana
Lineage: Eukaryota; Fungi; Mucoromycota; Mucoromycetes; Mucorales; Lichtheimiaceae
Exons: 5
Coding region: 146-619 (157 amino acids)
Source: RefSeq, a predicted model, not a curated record